AUGGAUAAUUCUUUAUUUUGGUCAUUACACCCUGAAACUUGGAUGAUCUGGUUCCGAAUCAAGUUCCCAUUUCAUCGAUCUUAUUUAGUUACAGAUUCAUACCCAUUUGAUUCGUCAAUGGGAAGCAAUUAUAAACCAAUCCCCAAAGAUUCUUCUGUCGAAUUGCAAUCAAAAGACCAAGAUAAUCAUGGAUCUCAAAACCCUAAAUCAUCCCACAUUGUAGAUGAUCUAGAUUACGAUGAUCUAAACGAUGAAAUCGAUUUUGAUCACUUGCCCCUUGUAAUUGUUCCAAAAGAAGAUUCUGCUUCUAGUUCUGGUUCUGGGAUCUAUGGAGCUGUGUUUAAUUUAUCCACUUCCGUAAUUGGGGCCGGAAUCAUGGCACUUCCUGCCACCAUGAAAGUUCUGGGUUUAAUCGUCGGACUCAUUUUGAUUUUCUUGAUGGGUAUUCUGUCUGAAAUUAGCGUCGAACUCCUUGUCAGAUUCGCUGUUCAAUCUAAAUCUAAUUCUUACGGGGAGGUCGUUCAAGAAGCUUUAGGAAAACCAGCAAGAAUUUUGUCAGAAAUUUGUAUCAUAGUCAACAAUGCAGGCGUUCUAGUAGUUUAUUUGAUCAUAAUCGGUGAUGUAAUGUCGGGUUCCCUUAGGCACACCGGUGUUUUUGAUCAAUGGUUAGGAAACGGGUUCUGGGAUCACAGGAAAAUAGUAAUCUUGGUAGUAGUAAUCAUUUGUCUCGCCCCUUUAUGUGCUCUCAACAAGAUCGAUUCUUUAAGCACAACUUCAGCCGCCUCGGUUGCCCUUGCAGUUGUCUUUGUACUCGUAGCUUUUAUCGUUGCAUUUAUUAAACUCCUUGAGGGUAAAAUUGGAACUCCAAGAUUAACACCAGAUUUCGGGUCGGAAAAGGCGAUUCUAGACUUACUAGUCGUGAUUCCGAUCAUGUCAAACGCGUACGUUUGCCACUUCAAUGUUCAACCGAUUUACAAUGAGCUUGAAAACCGUUCGCCUCAAAAAAUGAACAAAGUCGGGCGUCUCACAACCGCUCUUUGCGUUACAAUCUACGCGUCGACUGCAAUCGCGGGAUACCUUUUAUUCGGAAAGGACACGGAAUCGGACAUUUUGACUAACUUUGACCGACCUUUAGGGGUUCGGUUUAGUACGGCUUUAACAUACAUUGUGCGUGUUGGAUACGUGUUUCAUUUGGUUCUUGUUUUUCCAGUGAUUCAUUUUUCUUUAAGGCAAACGGUUGAUGCGUUAGUUUUUGAUGGAUCGGCUCCCUUAUCAGAGAGCCGGAAGAGGUGUUUAGGGUUGACUUUUGUGCUAUUAGCAGUCGUGUACUUGGGAUCCACGAUGAUCCCAAGUAUCUGGACUGCUUUUAAGUUCACGGGGGCCACCACAGCUGUUUCGUUGGGAUUUACUUUCCCGGCUCUUAUCGCGCUCCGGUUGAGUAGCCAGGGUCCCGGUUUGAGUAACCGAGAGAGGUUUUUGGCUUGGUUGAUGUUGAGUUUAGCUGUCAUGGUUAGUGUUGUUGGGGUCGUUGGGAAUGUUUAUAGUUUGCAAAGUAAAUCGGAGUGAGUUCAUUCUACUCGAUAGUAAAACUUCAACUGCUCUAUGUUGGAUUCGGUUAGGUUAGGUCAGGUCAUACGAGUAUCAAAUGACGGGAGAAAUAAUUGCCAUUGCGGUUAUUUUUUAUUGUAAGAUGACUAAAUUGCCCUUGCCACGAGAAUAGAUAAUCUCCCGGAACAAUAUAAUUGAGUUAGAUACGGAUG
Molecule: messenger RNA, 1760 nt
Organism: Lactuca virosa
Lineage: Eukaryota; Viridiplantae; Streptophyta; Magnoliopsida; Asterales; Asteraceae
Source: the annotation of a GenBank genome assembly